This is a messenger RNA of Acanthamoeba castellanii str. Neff, 924 nucleotides long. RefSeq names its product phosphoribosylpyrophosphate synthetase. Gene Ontology annotation, biological process: 5-phosphoribose 1-diphosphate biosynthetic process; purine nucleotide biosynthetic process. The record is from RefSeq and is a predicted model, not a curated record. Bases 1 to 924 code for a protein of 307 amino acids. NCBI's taxonomy places the organism in Eukaryota, Discosea, Longamoebia, Acanthamoebidae. Gene Ontology annotation, molecular function: magnesium ion binding; ribose phosphate diphosphokinase activity. Gene Ontology annotation, cellular component: cytoplasm; ribose phosphate diphosphokinase complex. The transcript is spliced from 3 exons.
AUGGAGCGGCCGGGCGAUGACGAGGCGUCGGGAUACGUGAUCAAGGCGCUCAUGGGCAAUGCCAACCCCAAGCUGGGCAAGGACAUCUCGGAGGCCCUCGGCGUGCGAUUGUGCGACUGCGAGGUGGCCAAGUUUGCCGAUGGCGAGAUCAACAUGCAGAUCAAGGAAAACAUUCGUGGUGCCGACACCAUCAAGCUCUCCUCGGCCAAGCGAAUUACCGCCGUCAUCCCCUACUACGGCUACGCUCGCCAGGACCGCAAGACUCGUCCCCGCGUCCCCAUCUCGGCCAGUGCCGUGGCACAGCUCAUCGAGACCAUGGGAGCGGAUCGAGUGGUGACGGUGGACCUGCACUGCGGGCAGAUCCAGGGCUUCUUCCACCACACGCCGGUGGACAACCUGUUCGCCGAGGGCGAGUUCAUCGAUACGCUGCGGCUCAAGUACCCGGAGCCCGCCGACGUGGUCAUCGUGUCGCCCGAUGCCGGCGGCGUGCUCCGGGCGCGGCGAGUGGCCGACAAGCUGCACGCCGAGAACGUGGCCACCAUCCUCAAGCGUCGCGCGCAGGCCAACGUGAUCGAGGCCAUGCAGAUCGUGGGCUCCGUCGACGGCAAGAAGUGCGUCAUCAUCGACGACAUCAUCGACACCGCCGGCACCCUGUGCAAGGCCGCCGAGCUGCUCAAGGAGAACGGCGCCACGGACGUCAUCGCCUGCGCCACCCACGGCGUCUUCUCCGGGGGCGCCGCGAUGGACCGCAUCAACGCGUCGUGCCUCACCGCCGUCUACGUCACCGACUCCAUCCCGCAGGAGCACAACAAGGCACGCUGCGACAAGCUCCACGUCCUCUCCAUCGCGCCCCUCCUCGCCCGCGCCAUCCGCCGCAUCCACGAGGAAAAGUCCCUCUCCGUCCUCUUCGGCAACACCCUCUGA